Molecule: messenger RNA, 1713 nt
Organism: Colletotrichum higginsianum IMI 349063
Lineage: Eukaryota; Fungi; Ascomycota; Sordariomycetes; Glomerellales; Glomerellaceae
Product: Beta-xylosidase
Exons: 3
Coding region: 1-1713 (570 amino acids)
Biological process (GO): carbohydrate metabolic process
Molecular function (GO): hydrolase activity, hydrolyzing O-glycosyl compounds
Source: RefSeq, a predicted model, not a curated record
AUGAAGCUCCUCGCGAGUGCUGCGCUGCUGCUUGCAGCUGGCGUUUCCGCCAUCAAGAACCCGGUUCUCCCAGGAUGGAACCCCGACCCGGCCAUCCUCCGCGUCGACGACACCUACUACAUGGCCGUCUCCUCCUUCACCUACUACCCCGGCGUCCCCAUCUACAAGUCCAAGGACCUGGCCAACUGGGAGCUCGUCUCCCACGCCCUCAAGACCCCCGACGUCCUCCCACUCUACGGCAUCUCCGCCGGCGAGGGCGUCUGGGCCCCGUCCUUCUCCUACCACGACGGCCUCUUCUACAUCACCUCCAUGACCCGCUGGGGAUCCGAUCCGGACUCCCGCACCUGGCCGCGCAUCUGGUACGUCUCCUCCCCGGACCUCAUCACCUGGUCCGACCUCAUCUGGGCCGAGCCCUACGGCAUCGACCCGGACAUCUUCCACGACCCCGUCUCCGGCAAGGACUACCUCAACCUCAUGGGCCCCAACAACAACUACGACCGCCUCUGGGGCAUCACCCAGUGCGAGAUCGACCUCAAGACGGGCAGGUGCGUCGGCCCCUAUCGCAACAUCUGGAACGGCACGCUGCCCCAGCUCCCCAGCGCCAGGCCCGAGGGCCCCAAGAUGUUCAGGCGCGGCGACUGGUAUUACCUAGUCCUUGCCGAGGGCGGCACGAGCACCGGACACCGCGCGACCGUCGGCCGCUCAAAGUCUCCCGAGGGUCCCUGGGAGUCGUCGCCGACGAACCCCCUCAUCUACAACGGCGCCGACCAGAAGCUGACGGUCCAGUCCACCGGCCACGCGACCUUCACCGACACAGUCGACGGCGAGUGGUACGCGUCACUCCUGGCGCGGCGCAACGUCAAGGGCGCGUCGCCGCUCGGCCGCGAGGCCUUCCUGGUCAAGGUCGACUGGGAGGACGACUGGCCAACCAUGAACGGCGGGGAGCCGCUGCUGCUCAGCCAGAGCGUCGAGGGGCCCGACCAGGAGCUGCCGAAGCCGAAGUGGGUGGACGAGUUCGACGGCCCCGAGCUGGGCCUGGGUUGGUACCAGACGCGGACGCAGUACACGGAGAACUUUCGUCUCAAGGCGGCCGGCGGGCUCGGGAAGCGGGCGUACGCCAACGCGUCGUCGGGGAUCGUCUUCCACCCCAACGUCUUCACGCUCGGGGACCGCGACACGGCCGCCGCCGUGCUCCACAAGCAGACGUCGUUGAACAUGACCUUCUCAGCUAAGUUGUUGUCGACAUCGGCGGGGCUGGGCCCGAGACAGUCGGUGGGCAUCUCGUCGUAUCUCAGCGAGGUCAACCACCAAGACAUUGGAGUGAGGGGUUGCUGGAGCUCGGCCGGCCUGUGUGUGUUUGUCGACUUGCUCCCGACGUCGACCGGACCGUCCACAAGACCAAACUCAACCGAGUACCCGUUGAACCUGUCCAAGAUUCCCGCGGAUCUGACGCUUCACAUCCGCGCCACGCCGCUCAAGUACUCGCUCGGAUACUCGCACGGCAACGCGACGUCCCCUACGUGGCUGAAAGAGUUCAACUCCAAGCAGAUGGGCUCCAACCCCGGGUACCCCAACUUUGAAGGGUCCAUGUUUGCUCUCUUCGCCAGCGGUAACGGAGAGCCGUGGCCAUACGACGCCCCCGAGGUGGGAUUCCAGAGGGUCGAGGAGGUGUACUACGAGGAGAACCUCCCGGAUUACGACAACUGGAGUUGA